Vicia villosa (hairy vetch) is the source of this 991-nucleotide messenger RNA. RefSeq names its product serine/arginine-rich splicing factor RSZ22-like. The transcript has 6 exons. Gene Ontology annotation, molecular function: RNA binding; zinc ion binding. Bases 161 to 730 code for a protein of 189 amino acids. The record is from RefSeq and is a predicted model, not a curated record. Gene Ontology annotation, biological process: mRNA splicing, via spliceosome. Gene Ontology annotation, cellular component: nuclear speck. Lineage: Eukaryota; Viridiplantae; Streptophyta; Magnoliopsida; Fabales; Fabaceae.
CACUCAAAACAACGCUGCUAGGGUUUUUCCUCAGGUUUCAGAUCUCUUCCUCCACACUUUCUCUCAUUCAUUCACAAAUCACUCAAUUUCACGUUUUUUCUUCUUCUUUCAUUUCAUCCUUCAAAGAUUUCGCUUUUUGAUCAUCAGCGAAAGCGAAACGAUGUCUCGGGUGUAUGUGGGUAAUCUGGAUUCGAGAGUCACCGAGAGGGACCUUGAAGAUGAAUUCCGCGUUUUUGGUGUUAUUCGAAGUGUCUGGGUUGCUCGAAGACCACCUGGCUAUGCUUUUAUCGACUUCGAUGAUCGCCGAGAUGCACAGGAUGCUAUUAGGGAAUUAGAUGGUAAGAGUGGUUGGAGGGUCGAGCUUUCUCACAAUUCUAGAACUGGUGGCGGCGGCGGCGGCGGCGGUGGUCGUGGUCGCGGAGGUGGUGGCGGUGGAGGCGGUUCUGACCUGAAGUGUUAUGAGUGUGGUGAACCUGGCCAUUUUGCCCGUGAAUGUCGCAAUCGUGGUGGUUCAGGAAGACGCCGUAGCCGUAGUCCACCUCCUCGAUUUCGCAGGAGUCCAAGUUAUGGUCGAAGGAGUUUCAGUCCUCGUGGACGAUCCCCCAGGCGCCGCAGUGUGUCACCUCGUGGACGCAGCUACAGCAGGUCUCCACCUCCUUACCGUGCCCGUGAAGAGGUGCCAUAUGCUAAUGGAAAUGGCAUUAGGGAUCGACGCCGAAGCAGAAGUUGAUUUUUAGACUCAGUAAUAGCAAUUGUUGAGAAGAAUAGUGAGAUUCUGUUUACUUAGGGGGUGCAUGGAUUGCAAUAUGAGUCUGUUUUGUCAGGCGAUGACUGGAGUUUCUGCUAUUGUAUUGGAUUAGUUACUUCAUUGAUGUCUCAGCUAUUGUUUCUUCUUUCUUUGCAAAAUACCUGUUGUUUCAUAGCAGAUAACCAUCUAUUUUAAGUUCUUGCUACAAUUUUCUAGAUAUUUAUAAAGUGCAUGCUUGUCUCA